Medicago truncatula (barrel medic) is the source of this 1562-nucleotide messenger RNA. RefSeq names its product protein JINGUBANG. The coding region runs from base 104 to 1207 and encodes 367 amino acids. The transcript has 2 exons. Gene Ontology annotation, molecular function: protein binding. The record is from RefSeq and is a predicted model, not a curated record. NCBI's taxonomy places the organism in Eukaryota, Viridiplantae, Streptophyta, Magnoliopsida, Fabales, Fabaceae.
UCCCUUCCUCAGCUACUCCCCUUUGUCUCCCUUCCCUUCUCCAUUCUCCAUCCAUUAUUUGCCUCACAUCGAUCAUCACUCUUUUUGCACUCUCUUCACCAUAAUGAAGAAUGACUUCACUAAUACUAUCACAACCUUCCUUCACCUUCAACAAAAACAAAACCCUAUUUCCAUUCUCAACUACCAAUAUCUCACUUCCAUCAAAACCCUAACGCCUCAUAUCACAUGUCUUGCAGUCCACCGUAACCUUCUAUACGCUGCAUCUCUCAACCUCAUCAACGUCUUUGAUCUCUCCUCUCAUCAUACUCUCAUUGACACCUUCAACGAAACCUCCACUUCAGGUUUUGUCAAGUCCAUCACCUUCAGUGGUUCAAGAGUCUUCACUGCCCACCAAGACUGCAAAGUUCGUGUCUGGCUUAUCACAUCUUCAAAAACACACCGUCUUCUCUCCUCACUUCCCACCGUUAAAGACCGGUUGCGACGCUGCAUAGUGCCAAAAAACUACGUCAGUGUUCGACGUCACCGGAAGAGCCUUUGGAUCCAACAUAAUGAUACAGUUUCUGGUUUAGCAGUAAACAAGAAAGAGAAACUCAUGUACUCAGUUUCAUGGGAUAAAACUUUCAAGAUUUGGGACUUGUCUUCAGGUAAUAACUGGUGUUUGGAGUCUUUUAACGCUCAUGAAGACGCUAUUAACGCUGUUGUUGUUUCUGAUGACGGUGUUGUUUAUACUGCAUCAGCUGAUGGGUGCAUCAAGGUUUGGAAGAUGAUGGAUGAUCAGGUGAAACGCUACACGUUGGUGAGUAUGGUGGGGAAGCAGAAACCAGCCGUUAAUGCGUUGGCAUUGAACAGUGAUGGAACGGUGUUGUUUUCAGGUGGGAGUGACGGGACGAUUUGUCAGUGGCAGGAUAAACAAAACGACAUCGUGUUGAAGGAAAAGUUGAGGGGUCAUAGUGGGGCAAUACUUUGUUUAGUCAACGUUGAUGAUUUGUUGGCGAGUGGGUCAGCUGAUCUAACGGUGAGGAUUUGGCAGAGGGAGAAGGGAGGUAGUAGCUAUUGUUGUAGAGGAGUGUUGGAAGGACAUGAAAAACCGGUAAAGUCGUUGGUGGCAAUUUCCGGUGGAGGUGAAGAUGAUGAUGAGGUUGUUACGUUGUUUAGUGGAAGUCUUGAUGGUGAUAUUAGAGUUUGGGAAGUGUUUGGUUUGGUUUAAAACUUAAUUGAUUCUGCUUAAUGCAAACCAUGUCCACUCUACCCGUUUGAAUUUUUUAAACUUGGUGUUAAUUAAUUAACCAGAUAAGUUGAAAUUCUGACACUUACGUCGUGGGAGUUUACAAGGAAACCGGACGUGCCAAACAGAGCUGCAGAUUCAAGUUAAUGCAGGCUUAUAUAUAACAUAUGAUAUAUCUAUGCUUCAGCUUUUUGUAAGAGCAUAAAAUCCCGUUUCAAAGCUGAUUAGUACUAAGCCUUUGCUUGCUCUUGAUCACUAGAAUUGUAGUCGUGAUAAGCAAAACUGUAACUAAAAUAAUAACUUAUAAAUAUAAGUAAAUAUUUUUGUGUUAUCCCAA